GCAGAAUUGGACGUUAAACCGCAAACAUGUUCUUGUUGGUGGAAUUCCUCAGCACUAGCAGAAGGAAAAGGAGAAGAUCCCGGACUUUGUUCGUAUGUUUGGACUGAGUUUGUAUUUGAGCAGUGAAACAAACUGCUGACCCACCGUGUCUACCGCUGUUCUGUCAUGUUUAACACUCGUUAAGCAAGAGUUGUUUAGAAGAGGACGGAGGAAAAAGAGGGAGAAAGUCUUGAUGGAAAGGAGGGGACGUAGGAAGAUGAGCGGGGGGAGCAAAGGAAGGAGCUGAGCAAUGUGGCAAAACUCUUCCCUGCUACGCUGGUGUUUGUGUCGCAGUUAAAGUGAAUUUAACUCUCCAGUCACUGGGCAGCUUUUUGCACUUCUAUCAAAUCUGAUCUAGUUUUCUGCUGCUUCCACCAAUGCAGAGAUGGAGGGAGAGAAGGAGAGACGGAGGCAGCAGCGGGAGGAAAAAGAGAGUAAUGAAGCGGAGGACGACAGGAGAAGUGAUGAAGACACAGACACCAAAGAGGAUGAGGAUGAAGAUACAGAGGGUGCAGCGCUGGUCUGGCAGGAAGGCUACGGUGAAGACAAUUUGGGCCUUCCCAUCAUGCACUGGGAAGCGCUGAGUCUGCGCAUUGCUGAGCUGGAGAAGCAAGAAGAGGAGAAAAAGGAGAAAAGGGCAAAGAGUGGAAUAUCUCUGGAAAGAGGCAGAACUCCAGUUAGCUGGACAGAAGAGAGAGGCAGGAGAGCAGAGAGCUGGGAGGACGGAGACGACGCAUGCAACAGCCACGUGCUGGCACUCACUUCCCGCCUGCAGACCCAGAUGAAUCUUCAGCUUUGCUUCAUCAACAACAGUGAAAGUGAAGAGGAGGAGGAGGAGGAGGAGGAGAAGGAAGAUCUUAGCAAGAAGAGCUCCAGUUCAUGGUUAAAGAGAGGAACAGUCCAGGUCCAGAAGAAUCCUCCGCCUGCUUCGAAGCCAGAGAAACCCAAGUCCCGUGGCUUCAGGAACACACUGAGGAGCCUGCGUGACAGACUGAGAACAGACCACAAAACAGUGACGACAGCUCAUACCGCUCCUGUGAUCCAGAGGAGACAUUUGGAGCGCAGUGAUCUCCAGAGCUUCAGUGUCAAGGAGCUGAAUGAUCUUUGUUCGUCUCUCAGUCAGACCAUACAAGACCUGAGCUCAGAGCUCGUGGGCAGCCUCCAGGUGCGAGACCAGCUGAGGACCGAGCAGGACGCCAUGCUGUUGGAGGUCCAGGAUCUGACAUCACUGUGAGCCAUCAGCAGAAGUCCCAUCUGUCCAACAGUGACAACGAGUUAUGGCGCAUUAAAACGCUUGAACGCGUAUCCCGGUGAAUGAACGCUGUUGUGAGCGCAACAGGGCCACACUGGUCCUCACAAACAUGUCAAUUUGACCAAAGUCUUAGAGUGACCUGCCCAGUCACUGUGAAGACCUGAAAGAACUUGGAUGUUCAGUUGCACACUUGUUUUGUUUGUUUGUUUUUCUUCCUUUUAUUGUCAUAACUUUAUAUGUUUUCAAAGGGAAAUUUCGUCUCAAUAAAAGACAUAGUUUUAAAAUUAACAUGUGACAAAGCAUCAUGUCAGAGGAAUACUGCCGGUAAGUUGAACUGAACUGGACACAGUCGUUUGCAGUUGCAGUAUUUCCCACACAAUUCAAAUUAUCGAUGGCUAUAGCAGCCAUUUCAUUCAUGUGCUUCAUCUACAACACAGCCUGACACUUUGUUUCCACGUAGAUCGAUGUUCUUAUGCAAUUCCAAAUUCCAAAUUCUAAAUAUCAUUCUUAUUUGAUAUUCUACAAAACCAGGCUAAAAAAAAAUGCAUGUACAUCCAUAUUCAUACAGAAAUGCUUUCCCACGCAUUGACCAAGAGGGGAUGGAAAAUUACUGUAACUGUAACAUUGCUGUAACGUGUAGAAUUUUAGUCGUUGGCUAAUGAAUGGAGAGAAUAGAAGACUGUACACGUAUGCCGAUGACAUUGACGUUUCCUUUUUGAAUAAAAUGCCACUGUAUUUUACAGGGACAAUUAGGGGAUUUUUAAAUUGUGGUUGUGUGAGUUACCGACACAUAAUCAGCACCUUAGGGCACGUUUCCACUAGCUUGACUCGACUCACCUACUGGUACGUGGUACUGUUUUUUUUCAGUACCUGCUCUGGCGAGGUUCCAAACGAGCCAAGGUGACACUUUACAGGUGACAGACUGCCGGCCACUGAUUGGUCAGAGUGCCGUCACAGGAAGAGACAUGAGCAAGACGUCCGACACAAGAAUCAAGCCGGACAAUGCCGAACUGUAGAUCAGUUAAAAAGACUUAACAAUCCUAAAAAUGUGGGUGGAUCUCCAACGAUUACCAGGGACCACAAACACUGCCGCUGCCUGUCAGUCCAGUGACCGUGUCAGACGGAGUACUGAACAAGUAUGUUUAAUUAACGGAUUCUAAUGAUUCAGUUACACUGAAAACAACUGCUUUACAAGUCACUUGUGUGUCUACCCAAACCGUGCUGUGCUGAGGCGAGGCGAGCUGGGACCAUAGGUGGAAAAGGGCCUUUAGAAAAGAAUCUGGAUUGUCCCUUUAAAUUCCAGUAUAAAGGGAGUUAUGAAAAGCUGCUUAUUUUGUCAAGUGAACAAUCUGUCUAGUGUGUCUAGUGUAGUGUAUGUUGUUUUUUUGUAUACAUGCAUGUUUUUAGGUGUAUUGGGGUGUAUUUGUGCUCUUAUGUACAAGAAAUGUAGCAGUUGUUUAUCUUUUUUAACAGUCUUAUUACAAGUUUGAUACUUUACACUUAACAGACGCUACAUAAACACAAUGUUUACUUGA
Molecule: messenger RNA, 2826 nt
Organism: Solea solea (common sole)
Lineage: Eukaryota; Metazoa; Chordata; Actinopteri; Pleuronectiformes; Soleidae
Product: schwannomin-interacting protein 1
Exons: 7
Coding region: 425-1273 (282 amino acids)
Biological process (GO): positive regulation of hippo signaling
Cellular component (GO): plasma membrane; cell junction
Source: RefSeq, a predicted model, not a curated record